AUGGCUCUCCCUGUCGUACUCAGCCUGGUUGACUGUGCCGAUUACAGCAACACAGUCGUCCCCUACCUCUACCAGCUGGCGUCUCUCCCAAAUGUCUUCUUUUCUUCCAUCACCAACACUGCAGCCUUGAAGCAGUUGUACCUUGACACGAACCCUCUCAUUACCGCUAUUGCCUUUGCGGUUGCUCUGUCUCCCAUCUUCCUGCUGCUCUCCGAAAUCAACAGGAACUACUCCCAAGUAGACCGCGUUUGGUCAAUACUCCCGGCCGUCUACAACCUGCACUAUGCGGUUUAUUCUCACCUUGCCGGCGUGCAUACAGCGAGACUAGAUGUUCUUUGCGUUGUUAGCACGCUAUGGAGUGCUCGACUGACCUACAAUUACUAUCGAAAAGGAGGCUAUUCGAUUGGCAGCGAGGAUUACCGCUGGGCCACCAUCAAGGAAUAUGUUGGGCCAGCGUUGAUGUUCCUCUUCAACAUCCUGUUCAUCUCGCUAGCGCAGUCCCUGCUAUUGUUUCUCAUCACCACUCCAGCCUACAUUCUCCUGCUAACAGAACGCUUGGCGACCUACGACGGACCAAUUCAAUCCUGGAAUACGGUUGAUACUGUCGCAUCUGCCAUCAUGUUGGCCUUGAUUGCCAUCUCGUCCGUGGCAGAUCAGCAGCAGUGGAAUUACCAUGCUGCCAAAUCUCAAUAUCGCGAAACAGCCAAAGUACCACACGGCUGGGAACGAGCAGACCUGGACCGAGGCUUCCUCGCCAAAGGCUUGUUUGCUUAUUCGCGACAUCCAAAUUUCGCAGCAGAGCAAGGCGUUUGGGUUACAUUGUACCUGUGGUCGUGUCUGGCCACGGAGACUUGGUACAAUUGGAGCGGGAUCGGAGCAGCAUCCUACCUCAUGCUUUUCCAGUCCAGCACCUGGCUUACAGAGCUCCUCUCAUCGGGCAAAUAUCCUCAAUACAAGCAGUACCAGGAACAAGUGGGAAGGUUUUUGCCCAGCCCCGGUCGCGGCCCGCCGAGCUUUCGAGAACAUAACACAGCUCGGACGAAUGGUAGGGAGUUGAAGGAAAGACACGUGACAAAGACAAGAUAG
Molecule: messenger RNA, 1086 nt
Organism: Fonsecaea multimorphosa CBS 102226
Lineage: Eukaryota; Fungi; Ascomycota; Eurotiomycetes; Chaetothyriales; Herpotrichiellaceae
Exons: 2
Coding region: 1-1086 (361 amino acids)
Cellular component (GO): membrane
Source: RefSeq, a predicted model, not a curated record